AUGACGGCAGCAGUCCUGCGUAGUUCGCCAAAUCUCGCGGUCCCUCAGACUCAGAACACUGCUCCAGUUCAUGAAUUCAACUGCCUUUACACCCACGACUUAAGGCGAAAGCAAAAGAGAUGGCAAGAUGGCUUUUUGCGCUACCAUACUUUCAACAAGCGUGUCAUGGUCUACGAUGUUCCUAGAAAUUUCCUCGGCGACCUUCACUGGACCAGCGGCGAUGACCUUCAAGAGGGCGAUGAGAUGACCCUUGAGAAAGGUGCCAUCAUGGUCCAAGUGUUUGAGAGGGUAGGUACCAUACAGACAGACCUCUCAGACUUGUUGCACAGAAAGGACAAGACUCCGGCUAAAAACCCCGCCUCGUCACGAAUGCUCAUACGACCGGGACCAUCACAUCCUACCGUUCCAUCUGUCACUCCCAGGACUCCUCAUGCUGUUUCGACAACGCCAAUGAAGCACAAGUCUCUCAACACUCUGCUUGGAAGGUCAAGACGGCCCAUUGGCAAGGCUUCCCUUCCCACAGAAUCUCCCUAUGAAGCACGAAUCAGGGACUUGCAGGCUGCUGAAGCCCAGGAUCAAAGAGAACCCAAACGACAGAGGCUUGAUUCUCCAGUCCAGACAACACCCACGGCGGCAAAAUACCGCAAUCAGAUCUCUACUCGACCGCGGGCUAAUCCUGUCUCCCGCCUGAACCAGGGGCCCGAAGUUAUUGAACUUUCUUCCGACACUGAGGAUGUCUCGGCAGCGCAAGCUGCAAGUCGUGCCGUUGAUGCUGAACUACUGGCAACGUCCUCUCCUGCUCGUCUGCUUGACAGUCCGGCGCACCACCAAGUACAGUCCAACCAUUUGCGUCCCACCGAUAGACGACCGACAGCAGCGAAGCCAACUGUGGUCGAGUCUCCUUCGGCGAGAGCAUCAGAUCGGCCAAGACAUGUCGACCCUGUACCUGCGCCCAACACCGCCCGACCAAGGAAGGAAGUCAGUGUUUUGCGAGUUCCAGCAACGAAGAAGGUCGCAGAUGUCAGAGCUGAUGAGCCUUUGAGAAAGGAACCACCAUCCGUGGUCAACCCCGAGUCUCAAGCGCGCGGAAAGUCUCUGAAGCUUGUCGGUGGAGCCCCGAGAAAGAUGUUACUGUUCCAGUCACAGAACUCGCGUCCGUCAAGCUCUGAGACUAUGACGGAAGGUGCUAUGCGCGGUUCAGUGAAGGAGCCUUUGAGAGUGGAACCUGCAGUCGAUCAAGACCCCGAGAGUUCAGUGUUUCAGAGACGCAUACAAGAAAGGCUUGCAAGGUUCGAGGAGAAGAAAAAGAAGAAGCCUGUCUUUCAAAGGAGUUCCUCAGAUGUGACUGAACAGCGCCCUGUUGUGGACAAGGGUACGAAUGGCACUGGCCUGAGAAAGACGACUUCUGUUGUCUUAUCACGAAUAGACUCGCCUGAAGAUCCUUUGCUCGCUGAUUUCCAGCUUGGAGAUGUUACUGCACAGGAUUUUGAUGACCCUAUCUUCGAUGACGCUAUCGCUCAGCCAUCUGUGCGACCAAGCAAAGAGCAGUCGUCGCGACCAACCGAUAGAGCGACCAGCUCGAUCAACGCAAGGUCCUUCAAACCUCUGGUCGUCAAACCACCAGCUGUCAAACCUGCGGUUGUCAAACCUCCGAUCGUCAAACCAGCCCCUGUACUAGCCACAAGAGCCGCACAAGCCAUAGCAGCAGAACAGAAGAAAAACGAAGACAUUGGACCCUGGAGCAAAGAAGCCUUUGAUCUGAUGGACUGGCGGCCACCGAAUUUGCAGACGAAGACUGCAGAGACCACGUGA
Aureobasidium namibiae CBS 147.97 is the source of this 1812-nucleotide messenger RNA. RefSeq lists its product as uncharacterized. The record is from RefSeq and is a predicted model, not a curated record. Gene Ontology annotation, biological process: double-strand break repair. Bases 1 to 1812 code for a protein of 603 amino acids. Gene Ontology annotation, cellular component: site of double-strand break; nucleus. The transcript has a single exon. NCBI's taxonomy places the organism in Eukaryota, Fungi, Ascomycota, Dothideomycetes, Dothideales, Saccotheciaceae.